AUCAUAUAAACACAUUAAAUAAACUAAAAAACUUUAAGGUUGAAAUUCUUGUGUUUAGCAAUUUUUAUAAAUUAAACUUCAAUAAAUAUCUGUGCAAUGUCUAAGUAUAAAGUGUAACACUCAUUUGGUUAUAAUUGAAUUUCUGUAAAAGAACGUUACGGUUCUUGAUUUAAUAAAUAUGGAUGUUGACGAUAACUUUCCUGCUGCAUUAAGAAUUGUGACAGAAAUUCAAAAUAUUGUUAAUAAAGAUGUAAAAUUAAAAGAAUUUGAUCUAGUCAUACAACCAGAAAGUCAAAAUAAGUCUCCUGUCUUACACGUUGAACAUUGUUUGGGUCUUGAAACAUGGUGUGUACGUCAUGUAUACCAAUAUGUUUAUCAAAGACUCAUUUUGCAUAGGAAACGGUUAAAAAGAAUUGAACCAAAUGAUGUCGUUCCAUUACUUACCUGUGCAUUAUUAAUAAACCCUGAAGUUUUUACAUUCUGGAAUAUGAGAAAAGAGCUUGUUCUAAGUGGAUUUUUAGAACUAUAUGCAGAAUUACAUUUUUCUAGUCUUUCUUUAUCAUUUAAACCAAAAUGUGCAGAAAUUUUUAUUUAUAGAAGAUGGAUUUUGAAAAACAUUCAAUCAAAUGAUUCUAUAACAAAUGACAUAGUAUUGAAUGAAUUAUCAGUUACUAUGUCAGCUGCUGCUGCAUAUGCUAGUAACUAUAGUGCAUGGAAUCAUAGUUUUUGGAUUGUUGAAAAGUCACUCAACCUUAAAAACUUUCAAAUAAUGGUCCACCAAUGGGAUUUCACAAAAAAAUGGUGCCGUGAACAUGUAUCUGAUCAUAGUUGUAUGCAGUAUAGACAACGACUUCUUAAAUGUUUUAUUUCUGAUAAAAGUUGUUUGAGACAUUUAAAGUCUUAUUUUUCAAAAUCACUUGUUAGGUUUUUUAACCCUGAAGAAAAGCAUAAAAUUAUGAAGCCAUCAGAUGAAUGUAUUAAUGAAGCACUAGGAGUAAUAAUAGAUGAACUCUAUUUCAAUGAAGAUUUGAUAGUUAUGUAUCAUAGUCAUGAAGCUCUUUGGAAUCAUCGAAGAUUUUUAUGUCAUUUAUUAGCAAAUACAUAUUGUACUGAUUCUGUAAAAGAAGUUUUAAUGAAUAAUGAAAGAAGAAUAUGUACAUCUAUUAUAAAAGGUAAUGAAACAUUUAUAAAGAAACAUGCAAUUUGGCUUCAAAGAACAUUAAGUAUUCCUAUAAAAUUAUUGUAGUACCAUUUUUAAGAUUGUUACCAUUAAUUUGUUAUGCAUUUAGUUUAAAUACAUUACAUUAUCAAAAUUGAA
Daktulosphaira vitifoliae (grape phylloxera) is the source of this 1318-nucleotide messenger RNA. RefSeq names its product protein prenyltransferase alpha subunit repeat-containing protein 1 (gene temp). Gene Ontology annotation, molecular function: protein prenyltransferase activity. The transcript has 4 exons. Bases 179 to 1246 code for a protein of 355 amino acids. Gene Ontology annotation, biological process: protein prenylation. Gene Ontology annotation, cellular component: cytoplasm. Lineage: Eukaryota; Metazoa; Arthropoda; Insecta; Hemiptera; Phylloxeridae. The record is from RefSeq and is a predicted model, not a curated record.